CAGACCUUGAGCUUCAUUAACGGCACCUCAGGUCACCGACCAGCAUCAAAGAUUUCUGCUGAUCCUGAUCACCGCUGCCCACCAUGAUCCUGUGCCUGCUCUUCCCCGUUCUUAUCCUCGGUAAUGUGGAGUCACAGACAGCCAAUGUGACGGGACAUGGAGAGCUGAACAGUGUUGAGGGGAAUCAAACAUUCACAGAGUCCAGCACAAACAACAGUACAAUGAUACCGGCCAACGUGACAUACAGUUUGUACAAAGAUGAGAUGAGUCUAAUUGAGGUUGAACUGCAAAACAACCAAACUUCUACCGUUAUCACAGAGGAUGAUGAGGAUUUUCAGGAGCAGGAAAAGAAGCAUCCAGGCAGACACUGCCAGGAGGACAUGCUGGUAUUCUACAGUUACAACUACUGUGGUGCAAUUUUUGACAUGGAAAUGUCGUCAAUCAGCAAAGACAACUGGUGUGUCUUGGAAAAUAUUCUCAGACCAUACAGCAACAUGACGUUCUGCUUGGAGAGUAUAUCUAACUCGUUUGGCUGUUAUUACCCGAACUCCAACAUUCAGGACUUCUUCCUUCACAUCCACUCGUCCUACUUCUUCAACUGCUCCAAAGAGGAGCUGCCUGUGCUCGUGGACGCCCCUCAGUGGCUGGUGAUCAUCCUCACUCUCAUUCCGGUCAGCCUCAUCCCUGUACUGGUUUAUCUGGUGGUUUUGAAAAGUAAUAUUCAAGAGUGAGUCAUGUCAGACCUGCGUCAUGUAAACCUCGUGUUACAGAGUGUGUUAUAUACGAGAAUAUGCUCCAGACAGUGCUGUAUAUAUUGUAUAACCAGUCUGGUAGGAAGUUAGAAGGUGAGUAAAUUAUGAAGUUGUGAAAUGAGGACAACGAUCAUAAAUUCAAAUGUGGGUGAAAUGAAUCUCCAGAAAUGUGAAGUUUUUUACUUUUAUACAUUUUUUAUACGUGUUUAACUAAAUAUGUAUUAAAGGUAUAGUUCAACA
Molecule: messenger RNA, 992 nt
Organism: Epinephelus moara (kelp grouper)
Lineage: Eukaryota; Metazoa; Chordata; Actinopteri; Perciformes; Serranidae
Exons: 5
Coding region: 84-731 (215 amino acids)
Biological process (GO): G protein-coupled receptor signaling pathway; cellular response to hormone stimulus; receptor internalization
Cellular component (GO): signaling receptor complex; cell surface; membrane
Molecular function (GO): coreceptor activity
Source: RefSeq, a predicted model, not a curated record